Messenger RNA from Dalotia coriaria, 1134 nucleotides. It is a transcript of the gene ReepB, whose product is annotated as Receptor expression enhancing protein B. Lineage: Eukaryota; Metazoa; Arthropoda; Insecta; Coleoptera; Staphylinidae. The transcript is spliced from 4 exons. The coding region runs from base 312 to 839 and encodes 175 amino acids. The record is from RefSeq and is a predicted model, not a curated record.
UACAUUGUAAAUUUGUUUGCGCGACCGCAAAUACUCCGUUAACGACAGCGAUACGAGUUCGUUUGCCAAGGACAGUCAUUACCGAAAUUAUAGAUUACCACGAUCGCUCCCCUCUCGAAUCCAAAUUGAAAUCCACGAAGUCGCCACGAGCUCCACGCUCGCUCCCGCCACUAAGGUUUCUGGUGCAGGUGGCGGUACUAACCUAAACUAGACAACACGCCAAUUAAUCGUCCGGCGUCCACGAUUCCACGCGCAUAAAUUGAAAUCGCAUCACAGGCACCCUAGUCUGAUAACUCAUCCAAAUCUCCGCGAUGGCGCAAAAAGUGAUGGAACUACGGGAACACCUCGACCAGUCUCUGCGGGAUGAAACCAAGCCACUAGGACAGAUCUUCGGCAAAUUGGAGGCACAAACCGGCGUCAAUCGGACGUAUCUAUUCCUUGGCGGUAUCGGCAUCACGAUACUCUGGCUGGCGUUUGGCUUCGCCGGACAGCUCGUCUGCAACACCAUCGGCUUCGCGUAUCCAGCUUAUGUGUCCAUCCAUGCCAUCGAGACUGCCAGAGCCGAUGACGACAAGAAAUGGCUCACUUACUGGGUGAUCUUUGCCAUCUUCUCCAUUUUUGAAUUCUUUGUGGAUCUAAUCACCAGGUGGAUCCCACUCUAUUGGCUUCUGAAGUGCCUCUUCCUGGUUUGGUUGAUGAUCCCCACUGACUUCAAUGGUUCCAUCAUCUUGUACAAUAGCGUCGUGAGGCCAUACUUCCUCAAGCACAAAAGUGCCGUAGACGAGGCCAUUGACAAAGGCGUCAAAGCAGCAAGCAAACUUUUAAACAAGGACCAAUAGGUUUGGGGGGUAGUUCAACACAGCCAUUAGCAAUAGCAAAGGGUUAAAAAUUAAUUAAUUAAUUGUAAAUCAUUGUUCGCUCCAUUUUACUCUCUUAUCUACUCAUUUUUAAGGUUGAAUGUUGGGGUGUUGUUUUUAAAGAAGUUUAUUGUGAAUGUACGUCAGUUUCGUAUUUCGAAAUUGCUGACUAUUUUAAAGAGUCAACUGCUUUGGGCUUCACACAUACGAAAUUUGCGCACUACAUACGAAUGACAAACGUAAUAACUAAUGAUGUGAAUAAAUGAUUCAACUAGCA